AAAAGAAGUUUGGAGGGAUUGCGGAGAAGUGGAAUCACUUGCAUAGAGGCAGAGGAAGAUUGAGGGCGCAGGAAGUGCAGCAUCUUGGACAGCGCCGGGGGAAUAGGUUUCAUCUCUUUUUUCGACUUCUCUUUCCAUUGAAGAAAGAACAGACGUUUUCAUCACUGUUUUGUCACGGGUUAAGAGAGCCAAUGUCGCUCCCUUUACCUCGAGGUUCAUCAUAAGAUUCCGACUGGAAAGUAGACAACUAUAGCAUUUAGUUAUUGUAGACCUUUCGGUCUGAAAAUGGGCACCAGGCUAUUGUUCCUGUUGCUCGUGCAGGUUCUUUUAGUCGUUUUUUCCUCCGGUCAGGACAACGGUACCGAGGAUGCAAAAGAGGACAUCCCGGAGGGUGCAUCCACCUUGGCAUUCGUGUUUGAUGUGACCGGCUCCAUGUACGAUGACCUGGUGCAGGUUAUCGAGGGGGCAUCCACGAUUUUGGAAACGUCGUUGAGCAGACAACAGAGACCUUUGUAUAACUUUGCUCUGGUACCCUUUCACGACCCAGAAAUCGGACCCGUUACCAUCACAACAGACCCAAAAAAGUUCCAGUAUGAACUCAAAGAGCUGUACGUGCAGGGAGGCGGAGACUGUCCAGAGAUGAGUAUCGGUGCCAUCAAGACCGCCCUGGAGAUCUCCCUGCCAGGGUCCUUCAUCUACGUCUUCACCGACGCGCGGUCGAAAGACUACAAGCUCACGCACGAGGUCCUGCAGCUGAUCCAACAGAAGCAGUCUCAGGUGGUUUUUGUGCUGACAGGAGACUGUGAUGACCGGACCCAUAUCGGGUACAAGGCCUAUGAGGAGAUAGCUUCCACCAGUUCAGGACAGGUGUUCCAUCUGGACAAGAAGCAGGUCAACGAGGUUCUGAAGUGGGUGGAGGAGGCUGUUCAGUCCUCCAAGAUCCACCUGCUGUCCACAGACCACUUCAGCGGGCUCAGCAACACGUGGCAGAUCCCCUUCGACCCCAGCCUCAAGGAGGUCACGGUGGCCCUCAGCGGCCUCGCGCCUCUCAUCGAGAUACGCAACCCUCAGGGAAAGCUUCUCAGGAUAAGCGACGGCCUGCACCAGCUCCUACACAUUCCAAACUCUGCCUGGGUUGUCAGCAUCAAGAACCCUGAGCCAGGAAUGUGGUCCAUAAAGACAGCCAGCGAAGGCAGGCAUUCAGUCAGGAUAACUGGACUCAGCACUAUAGACUUCAGGGCCGGGUUUUCCAGGAAACCCACCCUGGAUAUGAAGAUGACCUCCAGUCGACCAGUUCAAGGUAUCCCCACCCACAUCUUGCUGAACACGACCGGCCUGUCCCCUCCGGCGCGUGCCGAUAGGCUGGAGCUCCUGUCAAUCACGGGCGGCGUCCUGAAGACCCUCCCCAUUCGUUACUACCCCGACCGCAGGCCGUUUGGCAUCUGGAACAUCACCAAGUUUGUCCCGCCCAGCAAGGCCUUCUUCCUGCGGGUGACAGGAUAUGACGACGACGGCUUCCUGUUCCAGAGAGUGUCCAGCGUCUCCUUCUCCAGCAUCGUGCCCGGUGCCCCAAGAGCCCUGAUGCCCGCCUCCACCCCAGGCUACUACCUGCAGAGCGGGGGCAUCACCUGCCACGUGGAGAGCCUGAUCCCCUUCACCCUGCGCUUCACCAGGGGCGGGGCCCGGCUGGGCGUGGACCAGCUCUUCAAGGAGUCUGGCAGUGCAUCGUGGGAGAUUGGUCAGGUGACUCUGAAGGAUGAGGGCUACUAUGAGUGCAUCGCCAUCAGCAGCGCUGGCACAGGUCGAGCCAGCACCUUCCUGGAUGUCUCAGAGCCUCCUCCGGUGGUCACCGCGUCCUCCAACGUGACGGCGUCCCCUGGCUCCACUGCCGUCCUGACCUGCGGCGUGGUCAGCACCGUGCGCUUCAACCUCACCUGGCUGCGGGGGGGCUUGGACGCCCGCCUGGACCCCAGGGCGCACGCCCUCGCCAACCUCUCCCUGGAGGUGCACACCGUCGACGUCGACGACGCCGGCUGGUACGAAUGCGUCGCCGUCAACGAGGGAGGAGCCACAGCUGAGCGGGUGUAUCUGUCUGUGCAAGAGCCUCCGCAGGUGUCAGUGCAGCCCAGGAACCAGACCUUCGUGACGGGGCAGGAGGUCCAGAUCAAGUGCUUGGCCCGGGGCUACCCAGCGCCCCAUGUGGUUUGGACCCACAACACCAUGUUCAUCAUGGGCACCAGCAGACACAGGAUGACCCCUGACGGGACUCUGGUCAUCAGGAACGCGGAGCGGAGAGACGCAGGAGAGUACGGCUGCCUGGCCAGUAACGCAGCUGGGACACACACACAGACCUCCAGCCUCUCUUAUAUUGAGUCCCCUGUGGUGACAGUGGCGCUGAGCGAGCUCCUGAUUGGUCUAGGGGAGACCACCAUCAUGGCCUGCUCUGCCUCCGGGAUCCCUCAGCCCGAGGUGUGGUGGUACAAAGGUGACCUCCGGCUGCACUCGUCCGCCUACGUGAGCAUCGACGCCCCGGGGGGAACGCUGACCCUCCAGGAGACGCAGGACAUGGACGCUGGAGACUACACCUGCGUGGCGGCCAACCCGGCGGGCACGUCUUCCGGAAAGAUCUCCCUGGACGUGGGAGCCGCGCCCCAGUUCACCCAGGAGCCGUCCGACGUGGCUGCGGACAUCUCCACCAACGUGAGCCUGCAGUGCCACGCCCGCGGCCACCCGCAGCCCCAGGUGACCUGGAGGAGGGAGGACGGCGUCCCCCUCUUGGUCCAACGCCCCAGCCCCAGCAGCAUCACCCAGAGGAGGGGAGGGGAACUGCAGAUCACCAAUCUCUGGGUUGAGGAUGAAGGGGUGUACGUGUGUGAGGCGCGGAACCAGUUUGGGAAGAUCCAGACCCAGGCCCGAGUCACCGUCACCGGACUGGUGCCCCCCCUCCUGGCCGUCAGUCCGAGCGUGCUCAGUGUGAUCGAGGGGCAGCAGCUGACCCUGCCCUGCGUGUUGCUGGCUGGAAACCCCCUGCCUGAGAGACAGUGGCUCCACAACUACGGCCUGGUGUCGUCGGGGCCCUACCUGGUGGUGAGGAGGGACGGCAGCCUCCAUAUAGAGAGAGCUCGGGUGGAGGAUGGGGGGGACUACACCUGCCUGGCGGAGAACGUGGUGGGGGCCAGCAACCACACCACCACCCUCAACAUCUACGUGAUGCCCUCCAUCCAGCAUGGCACCCAGGUGUUUAGCACCAUCGAGGGAACGCCCAUCUCUCUGCCCUGCCCUGCUCACGGAGUACCCCCACCUGACAUCACCUGGGCCAAGAGCGGGGAGCUGUUGAACCUGGGUGGUCCGGCCUUCUCCCUCCUGACGGACGGGGGCCUGCGUGUCGCCUCUCCCUCGGGGAACCACAGCGGCGAGUUCGUCUGCACCGCCACCAACGCUGCCGGUUACAGCUCCAGGAAGGUGCAGCUCACCGUCUACGUGCGUCCCAGGACCAGUUUUGGGGGGGCGGGCGGGGUCGUGGACGUGACGGUGGUGGAGAGAGAGAAGGUCACCCUGCCCUGUGACGUUCAGAGUGUCCCUCCUCCAGUCAUCACCUGGGCCAAGGACAGACAGCUCAUCUCACCCUACUCUCUCAGACACACCCAGCUGCCCUCAGGCUCUAUGAAGAUCGCAGAGAGCAGAGUUUCCGACAGCGGCCUUUAUGUGUGUUUCGCCUUCAACAUUGCUGGCAAUUUCACCCAGACUGUCAAUCUCAGUGUUCACGUGCCCCCCAGCAUCCAGCCAGGCCCCAGGGUGAUGAAGGUACAGGUGGGUCACCCUAUGGAGCUGCCCUGCGCCGCCCGGGGCAUCCCGGAGCCCAUCCUCGCCUGGCUGAAGGAGGGCGCCGCCCUGCAGGCAGACGGGGGGCGUUACAGCGUCUCGUCAGACGGCAGUCUGGCCCUGGGCCAGGUGAGGGUGGAGGACGAGGGCAUCUACACCUGCCUGGCGUCCAACCUGGCAGGCCAGGACCAGGCCGACACACAGCUGCUGGUGCAGGUUCCCCCGGUGGUGGAUGUCCUGGAGCCUCCGUUCAACAGCCCCCUGCAGGAGAGAGUGGCCAACCAGCGCAUAGCCUUCCCAUGCCCUGCCAAAGGCACUCCCACGCCGGUGAUCAGGUGGUUGCGUAACGGCCAGGAGCUGACAGGAAGCGAGCCCGGCGUCUCCAUCCUGGAGGACGGCACCCUACUCAUCCUGGCGUCCGUGUCGCCCCUGGACAGCGGCGAGUACGUCUGCAUGGCCGUCAACGACGCCGGCUCCACCGAGAGGAAGUACCAGCUCAAAGUGAACGUGCCCCCGGAUAUCCGUGACAAAGCGUCGCCGGGCAACGUGUCCGUGGUGUUGAACCAGCCCACCACCCUGCUGUGUGAUGUCACAGGAAGUCCCACCCCGGUCAUCACCUGGUACAAGGACGGACUUCCUGUGGUCCCCAGCAGCAGUGUGCAGAUCCUGCAGAGGGGGAAGACCCUGUGGCUCCAGCUGGCCGACUCCAGCGACGCAGGGAGCUACAGCUGCCGGGCCGUCAACAUCGCAGGAAGCAGCGAGAAGGUCUUCCACCUGGACGUCCUGGUCCCUCCCACCAUCACGGGGAGUGAUUCCUCCAGCGACCUCUCAGCCGUGAUCAACCAGGAGAUCAGACUGGAGUGCCAGGCCACAGGAGUGCCCUUUCCCACAAUCCACUGGUACAAGGACAGGAAGCUGCUGUUCCUGGGCGACCCCAACGUGGAGCUCUCCGACGGGGGGCAGGUGUUGAAGAUCAAGAGCGCCCGUCUGGGCGACCAGGCCCGCUACCAGUGCAGUGUCACCAACGCCGCGGGCAAACAGUCCAAGGACUUCAACCUCAGUGUUUAUGUCCCCCCCACCAUCAAAGGCGGGAACCUCACCUCCGAGGUCACCGCCCUCCUGGGCGCCACGGUAACGCUGGAGUGCGAGGCGCGUGGCGUCCCGCUUCCGGCCGUCACCUGGUACCGGAACGGCGCCACCGUCCUGUCCAGCCGCCAGGCGCAGUACGUGGACCGAGGUCACUUCCUGAAGAUCCCGCUCGCCCAGGCGUCCGACGCCGGCCGCUACACCUGCAGGGUGACCAGUGUGGCUGGCAGCGCCGACAGGAACUACCGGCUGGACGUUUACCUGCCCCCCACCAUCGCGGGGGGCCAGGACACCCCCACAGAGCGAAAGGUGGUCCUGAGCCAGCCCCUGACCCUGGAGUGUGAGGCCGGGGGCCACCCAGCGCCCUCACUGACCUGGCUGAAGGACGGCGUGCCGGUCAGGGACGCGCCCGGCGUCCGCGUGCUCCAGCAAGGCCGCAGGGUGGAGAUCACCUCCGCCAGCGUCUCCGACGCCGGACGCUACGUCUGCCUGGCAACCAGCGUCGCCGGGGAGAAGGAGAUCAAGUACGACGUCAGCGUGCUAGUGCCCCCGUUCAUUGAGGGCGGGGAGGAGGAGACGGAGACCACGGUGGUCGUCGACAGCGCUCUGGAGCUUGAGUGUCACGCCACAGGAAGCCCCGCCCCUGUCAUCACGUGGUUCAAGGACGGCCAGCCGGUCAGGCAGGGUGAGGGGGUUCGUAUCGGGGCCGGCGGUCAUCGCCUGGUGGUGUCACGGGCCAAGGUGUCGGACACGGCCCCCUUCCAGUGCGUGGCCACCAACGAGGCGGGGGACCACGAGAGGGACUUCAACGUGGUGGUUCACGUCCCUCCGUCCAUCCGCUCGUCGGGUCCUGCGGAGCGCUCGGUGGUCCUCCACAAGCCCAUCAGCCUCCAGUGCGUGGCGACUGGCGUCCCUCCUCCCAGCAUCACCUGGCUGAGGAACGGCCGCCCUGUGGACGUGACGCAGGAGCACCUGAAGCUGGAGUUGGAAGGUAGAACCCUCGUCGUCACGGAGGCCAGAGCAGUGCAUGCUGGGAGAUACACGUGCGUGGCGACCAACGCUGCCGGGGAGGCUCAACAACACACCCGCCUCAGUGUCCAUGAGCCUCCCAGCAUUCCAUAUUCUGGAGAGAUCUUCAAUGAGACCAUCCUGGCCAGCUACCCCACCAAGCUGGAGUGCAAGGCCACAGGGGCUCCUCUCCCAGCCAUCACCUGGUACAAAGACGGUCGCCCGCUGACCAGCGCAGCCGGCGUGACCAUCCUGAAACGCGGCCAUGUUCUGGAGAUCGACCGCGCCCAGCUCUCGGACGCGGGCCUGUACCGCUGUGUGGCGGUCAACCUCGCCGGGAAGGCGGAGCUCUCCCACCGGCUCCAGGUGUACGUGCCCCCGGUCAUCUCCAGCCGAGGGGUCAUGGUGACGGUGGUGGUGAACGAGGAGGCCAGGCUGGAGUGUGAGGCGUCGGGGGUGCCCCCGCCCAACCUCACCUGGCUCAAGGACGGCAGCCCCGUGGCCAGCGUGUCCGAUGGCAUACAGGUGUUGUCUGGUGGCAGAGUGCUGUUGUUCAGCAGUGCCCAGGUCAGUGAUACGGGCAGGUUCACCUGUGUAGCGGUCAAUGCUGGGGGAGAGCAACUCCGAGAUUAUGACCUGCAUGUGUAUGUGCCUCCCAACAUCAUGGGCGAGGAGGUGAACGCCACGGUGAUGCUGGGUCGCCCGGUGGAGCUGCGUUGCCAGGGCGACGCCAUCCCGCCGCCCACCCUGUCCUGGCGUAAAGACGGCCGCCCGCUGUUCCGGAAGCCCGGCCUGACCGUGUCCGAGGACGGCAGCGUCCUGAAGGUUGACAGUGCCCAGGUGCAGGACUCGGGCAGGUACACUUGUGAGGCCACCAACGUCGCCGGCAAGACCGAGAAGAACUACAACCUUAACGUCUGGGUCUCUCCCAGCAUCCGCGGGUCAGAGGAGGUGUCUCCCCUGACCGUGAUGGAGGGCAGCCUGAUCACACUGGUGUGUGAGUCCAGCGGAAUCCCCCCUCCCAGCCUCACCUGGAGGAAAAACGCGGCGGAGGUGAGCUCGUCCUCGCGGGUCAAGGUUCUGUCCGGAGGACGCCAGCUCCAGAUCUCCAGCGCAGAGAGGACAGACUCCGCCUCCUACAGCUGCACGGCAACCAGCGCGGCCGGCGCCGUCUCCAAGGAGUACAGCCUGCAGGUGUACGUUCGCCCUUCCAUCAGACCCAGUGGGGGCGGGGCCGAGGGCGGGGCCGGGGACGUCACGGUGACGAGGGGCGGGAACGUGACGCUGCAGUGCGAGGCGGACGGCGUACCGCGCCCGGCAGUCACCUGGCUGAAGGACGGGCGGCCAAUCACGGAGCAGCAAGGAGCCCGAGUGCUGAACGAGGGCCGGCUGCUGCAGGUGACCGACGCCAAGGUGUCGGACACGGGCCGCUACACGUGUGUGGCCGUGAACGUGGCGGGACAGGCCGACAGCAAGCAUGACGUCAACGUACACGUCCCCCCCAGCAUCAGUGGAGUGCUGCGUGUUCCAGAGGAGGUCAGUGUGGUGGUGAAGAACCCUGUGGCCCUCACCUGCGAGGCCUCGGGAAUCCCCCUCCCCACCAUCACCUGGCUGAAGGACGGCCGGCCAAUCAGAGCCUCCAGCUCCGUCCGGGUCCUCUCAGGGGGGCGGAGCCUGCGUGUAAUGCACGCGUCAGUGGAGGAUUCUGGGAGAUACACCUGCGUGGUGUCGAACAGUGCAGGAGAGGAGAGGAAGGACUUUGACAUGGAGAUCCUCGUGCCCCCCAGCAUCGUGGAGGGAGGUGUUGUCCAGGACGCCAAGGUCAAGGAGAGGCACAACGUGACCCUGACGUGUGAGGUCACAGGUAACCCCGCUCCGGAGAUCAGGUGGUUGAAGGACGGCCAGCCGUUGGACAGACGUCAGCAGGUGAUGUCACACGGGCGUUUCCUGCAGGUGUGGGGCGCCCAGGUGGGCGACACGGGCAGGUACACCUGUCUGGCCUCCAACAGCGCAGGGGACCGCAGCAAGCACUUCAACCUUAACAUCCUGGUCACCCCCACCAUCUCUGGCUCUGGUCCCGAGGGCGCGGCCGAGGAGGUGACAGUGACCCUGAAGCCCACGUCGCUGGUGUGCGAGGUGCAGUCCUACCCCCCCGCCCUCAUCACCUGGCUCAAGGACGGCACCCCCUUCGAAUCCAACCGCAACAUCAGAGUGCUUCCAGGCGGGCGCACCCUGCAGAUCAUCAGCGCCAGGCAGGAGGACGCGGGCAGGUACACCUGUCUGGCCACCAACGAGGCCGGGGAGACCCUGAAGAACUACGAGGUCAAAGUUUACAUUCCUCCUCAGAUCAAUAAGAACGAUGUUCCAGGGGAGGGGCUGGUUCCUAAGGAGGUCAAGCUGAAGGUCAACAACACCUUGACGCUGGAGUGUGAAGCUCAGGCUAACCCCGUGGCCUCCCUGCAGUGGUUCAAGGACGGACAGAUCCUGAGGGCAGACGACCACGUGAGCAUCACGGCUAGCGGCCGCGUGGUCCAGAUCAGGCAGGCCCAGGUGUCGGACACCGGCCGCUACACCUGCAUCGCCUCCAACGUGGCCGGGGAGGACGAGAAGGACUUUGAUGUAAAUAUUCAAGUCCCUCCCAGUUUCCCCAGGCCCUUCCCCUCCCCCCCAGGCAGCUGGCUGGACCAGAGGGACGUGGUGCUGAACAACCCCAUCUCCCUGUACUGUGAGACCAACGCAGUGCCCCCGCCCACCCUGACCUGGUACAAGGAUGGGCGGGCCCUGGCUUCCAGUGACAAAGUGCUCAUCUUACCUGGUGGCCGUGUGCUGCAUAUCCCCAGGGCUCAGGCAAAGGAUUCUGGGAGGUACACAUGCGUGGCGGUGAACGAGGCAGGAGAGGACUCCAUCCAGUAUGACGUCAGAGUGCUGAUCCCCCCCUCCAUCCGGCGUGCGGGGGGUGAUGCCCCUGACGAGGUGAGGGUCCUGGUGAACCAGACCACCCUGCUGGAGUGUCACGUGGACGGGCACCCCGCGCCCAACGUCACCUGGCUGAAGAACAGCCAGCCUAUCGGCUCCCCCAGACUGCUGUCCAACGGACGCACACUGCAGGUGCUGAACGCUCAGGUGUCAGACACGGGGCAGUACGUGUGUGUGGCCAGCAACGUGGUCGGCAGCGCCGAUAAGGCCUUCAACCUCAACGUCCAUGUACCCCCCUCCAUCAUGGGCCUGAGCUCUGAGAAUGUGACGGUGGUGGUGAAUAACUUCAUCUCACUGACGUGCGAGGCCACCGGCUUCCCUCCUCCCUCCCUGAGCUGGAUCAAAGACCAGGGCGUGGUCCUCGCCAACACCAAUGCCCUUAUCAUGCCAGGUGGACGAACACUGCAGAUUCUGAGGGCUAAGAUGUCUGACGGCGGCAAGUACAGCUGUGUGGCUGUGAACGCUGCAGGAGAGACACGCAAGCUGUUCUACCUCACCGUGCUGGUCCCCCCCAGCAUCAGAGACAGCAGUGGGCUAUCCCCCGUGGUGUUGAGUGUGCAGGUGGGGGGCUCCGUCACCCUGGAGUGCGAGUCCAACGCCGUCCCCCCUCCCACCGUCACCUGGUACAAGAACGGCCGAGCCGUAGCCGAGUCGGCCAACAUCAGGCUCCUGGCCCGGGGCCAGAUGCUGGAGGUCAAGGGGGCAGAGGUGUCUGACACCGGCCAGUACGUCUGCAAGGCGUCCAACGUGGCCGGACAGGUGGACAAGAACUUCCACCUGAACAUCUACGUGCCCCCCAGUAUCGACGGCCCAGCCGAGGAGAAGAUGGUGGAGACGGUCAGCAACCCCGUCACCCUGCCCUGCGACGCCGCGGGCAUCCCCCCUCCCAGCCUCACCUGGCUGAAGAACGGACGCUCCGUCGAGAAUACCGAGUCGCUGGAGAUGCACAUCCUGUCCGGGGGCAGCAAGCUGCAGAUCGCCCGCUCCCAGCUGUCCGACGCGGGCACGUACACCUGCGUGGCAUCCAACGUGGAGGGGAAGGCUCGUAAGAGUUACCACCUGACCAUCCAAGUCCCGCCCAGCAUUUCAGGGGCGGAGCUGCCCAGUGAAGUGGGCGUGCUGCUGAACAAGAGCAUCCAAUUGGUGUGUCGCGCUCAGGGAACCCCGCCCCCUUCCAUCCAGUGGCUGAAGGACGGAAAGGCCCUCAGCAAAUCAGGAAGCCAGGGACUCAGGAUCAGUCCAGAUGGCAGCACCCUGACUCUGUCAGCAGCUCGUACCUCUGACGGGGGCAAGUACACCUGCAUGGCCACCAACCCUGCUGGAGAGGAGGACAGGAUCUAUAACCUCAGCGUCUACGUCCCUCCUGUGAUUGGUGGAAAUGGGGCGAAGGCCGAGGAGUUGACCACAGUUCUAGACAGUUCCGUCAGCCUCGAGUGUGUGGCCACGGGCUCCCCUCUCCCCCAGCUCAACUGGCUGAGGAACGGCCUCCCCCUCCCGAUCUCCUCCCACCUCCGCCUGCUCUCCGCCGGGCAGGUGCUCAGGAUCAGCCGAGCUCAGGUGUCUGAUGGUGGCUCCUACACAUGUAUGGCUUCGAACAGGGCAGGAGUCGACAACAAACACUAUAACCUCCAGGUCCAUGUUCCUCCCAGCCUGGACGGAGCAGGAAGCACGGGGCAGGUGACGGUGGUGCGGGGGGACCUCGCGUCGCUGGUGUGCAUCGCUGACGGGACCCCCGCCCCCUCCAUGUCCUGGCUGAGAGAGGGGGUCGGCCUCAUCCCCGACCCCAGCCUCGGCCUCCUCAACCUGGGGAGCACCCUCCAGAUCGCCCACGCCAGGGUCAACCACACGGGCCGCUACACCUGCCUGGCUAACAACACUGCUGGCCAGGCCAGCCGCCACUUCGACCUCAAAGUGUUCGACCCUCCUCGUGUCUCGGGUUCGGGCGUGGCGGCGGAGGUGUCGGUGGUGGCGAACCAGGUGCUGGAGCUGCUGUGUGAGGCCACGGGGAUCCCAGCCCCCAGCCUCACCUGGAUGAAGGACGGCAGGCCCCUCCCCCAGACGGACGGCAGGCCCCUCCCCCAGACGGACAGCAUGCGCCUCCUCCGGGUGGCCUCCGCCCAGUGUGUACCUGAUCUGAGCAUGCCUCCCUCUCUCCCAGACGGACCGCAGACAGCCCGAGGCAGCAUCAUAGGAAACAUCAACGACAUCGAGUUCGGCAUCGCCAUCCUCAACGCCACCAUAUCCGACGACCAGUCCGGAGGCAGGGUGAUCCAGGCCACCGUAUUGAACGUACCCCCGGACGCUAGCCUAGGUCCUGCUAUGAGGAAGCUCAUCUCCAUCCUGAACCCCAUCUAUUGGACGACGGCGCAUGAGGUGGGGGAGGCGGCCAACGGCUACACCCUCACGGGAGGCGUGUUCAGACGAGAGACACAGGUGGAGUUUGCCACAGGUGAGAUUCUGAGGAUGACCCACGUUGCCCGGGGGCUGGACCUGGACGGAGCGCUCCUAUUGGACAUCGUGUUGAACGGACACAUUCUGCAGCUUCCCUCUCACGCUGACAUCAGCAUAAAGGACUAUACGGAGGACUACAUCCAGACGGGUCCAGGGAGGCUGUACGCUCUCUCCACCCGCAUGUUCAGCGUGGACCAGGGGACCGUGCCCUACUCCUGGAACCACACCAUCACCUACGAGGCCUCCAGGGGCAAGAUGCCCUACCUGGUGCAGACUCUGCAUGCCUCGGCCAUCAGCGCUCAAUACCGCCCUCUGGAGGAGGUGCUGGAGUACAAGAUCCAGGCCAGCAUUACCAAGGGAGAUCGUAGUAACCAGUGUCCUAAUGGCUUCAGUUUGGAUCCUGCUGGGCCAUACUGUGCAGAUGAGGAUGAGUGCGAGGUGGGUCCGUGCUCUCACACCUGUCACAACGCCAUCGCUACCUACUACUGCUCCUGUCCUGACGGGCUCACCAUCUCAGCUGACGGGAGGACCUGCCAGGAUAUUGACGAGUGUGCUGGAGGCCACAUGUGCCACGACGGGCAGGAGUGUGAGAACACCAUCGGCUCGUACCGCUGUGUGACGCGCUGUGGGCGGGGCUUCAGGAGGACGGCCGACGGGAUGAGUUGCCAAGAUGUGAACGAGUGCCAGGAGCCUAACCUGUGUAACCAGCACUGUCUGAACACGGUCGGUAGCUACCGCUGUGCCUGUGAGCCCGGGUUCCAGCUGAGGAACAGACGGUGUAUAGACAUAAACGAGUGCAGGCAGAGGGUGUGUCGUACGGACCAGCAGUGUAAGAACACCAGGGGUGGUACACCUGCCGACCUGUGCCCCGCGGGCAUGACCAAGGGCGGCAACGGGACAUGCGUGGACAUCGACGAGUGCCAGGAUGGGACCCACCAGUGCAGAUACAACCAGAUCUGUGAGAACAGCCAAGGGAGCUACCACUGCACCUGCCCGCGGGGGCACCGCUCCCAGGGGGUGGGGCGCCCCUGUGUGGACAUUAAUGAGUGCGAGCAGCCGCCCCAGCCCUGCGCCCACCAGUGCGUCAACACCCCCGGCAGCUUCAAGUGCACCUGCCCGCCGGGGCGCCACCUGCUGGGGGACGGCAAGUCGUGCGUGGGGCUGGAGAGGCUGGAGAGGCUGGAGAGGCUGCCCAGCUACGAGAGCUUCUCGUACGGCUACCGAGGCUCCCAGCCCCCCCCGGAGCGCCGUUCCUUCCAGCAGCAGUACCACAGCCUAGCCUCCCAGAACUACCACUCCUACACUGCCAGUGGGGGGCGCUAUAGGUUACGUACUCGCAGGGAGACCCCGCCCCCGGCCCCGCCUCCACGGCCUCGCCUCGCCUGUCCUCAGGGGUACGAGGCCGGGCGUGGGCGUUGCCGAGAUAUAAACGAGUGUGAGGUGAGGGACGCGUGUCAGCACGAGUGUAUGAACACUCCGGGAAGUUACCGCUGUCUCUGUCCUGCUGGUUACCGCCUCAUGACCAACGGCAAGACCUGCCACGAUAUUGAUGAGUGUCUGGAACAGAGUAUCCAGUGUGGAACCAACCGAAUGUGCUUCAACAUGAGAGGAAGUUACCAGUGCAUCGACACUCCCUGUCCGCCCAACUACCAGAGAGACCCUGUCACAGGGUUCUGUUUGAAAAACUGCCCUCCCAAUGACCUGGAGUGUGCCUUGAGCCCGUACGCACUGGAAUACAAGCUGUUGUCCCUCCCCUUUGGCAUUGCGGCCAAUCAGGACCUGAUCCGCCUGGUGGCGUACACUCAGGACGGCGUGAUCCACCCGCGCACCACCUUCCUGGCGGUGGACGAGGACGCCACCCUGCCCUUCGCCCUCCGCGACGAGAACCUCAAGGGGGUGCUGUUCACCACGCGGGCGCUGCGAGAACCCCACACCUACCGCAUGAAGGUGCGGGCUCUGUCCUACAGCCCCGACGGGGGCAUCGAGUACCAGACCACCUUCAUCGUCUACAUCGCCGUGUCUGCCUACCCUUACUGAGAGCACUUUAACGGACGCGGAGGAAAAAGGGGGUUUGGGGUGGCGAAAGGUUGUGACCUCUGUGCACGCCCGCCACUGAGAGAGAGAGAGCGUGUGCGUGAUGUGUGUGUGUGUGUGUGGUCGGCCACGUAAAGGACUUGGGAUGAAAGACGUGUGUGAGGGAGGACGGAUGGGAGGACAGCACUGCGAAGCCGGAGACAGACUGAGGAGGGACUGAGCACUGGGCCCUGAGGCACACCCAAGUCAUGUGACACAAUCAAGACCUUUGAUUGGCCGGCAAAGAACCAGAUAUGUGUAUUUUGGACAAAUGUUUCCAAAUGUAUGGUUUUUACAAUUAACACCAUGACUUUUGAUAUUACUCACAGACGAUAAUCUUGAAAUGCCUGCCCGUUUCGAAAUUCUGGUCAUUUCAGUUCACGGCAAAGGAAAGAGGAUGUUUCCUUUGAGGGUACAAUUGUUGACCCGGUCAACCCUGACAUGUUAGGUCUGCCAUAGUGUGUACAGAUAUCUAGGGCCAGCCCAGACUGUUCCUUUAGACUGUCUCUUCAGAACCAGUUGGCCUGAAUGUAGGCUCCCCUCUCUUCUUACUCUCACUGUGGUAAAGAAAGCAACACGAAUAGCUAGCCUAUAUUAACAUCUACCUAUUAACUUAUUUGGGAAGUGCUUGAAUAUGGAAAAAGGGGCGGUUCCCUCCUUGGCUCAGCUCUUUUCUGGUUGGUUGGUCGCCUGAAUAGCGUGACGACAUCAGAGGAUAGAUUUGUUUCAUUUAAUCGGAAGCUUUUGAAGACAAGAUCUUUUUCUUGUCAAACUCUCACCCACCUCAGGUAAUCUCCCAUUAAAUCAGUCUCAACCCCUGGAUAAACAACACUCGCCAUUUCACUUGUCUGUCUCUCUUGUUUUGGUCAUUAAAAAGUAAUGUUGUCAAUCUAAAGACAUAUGUAUGGCUCUGUUAACUGGUUCACGCAUAGUAAGUUACCAAGGUGUAUUCUAUUUUUAUUAUUUGUAUAUAAGUGUUUUCUUAUGUAUUGCCAUAUUGUACUGUAUUCUUUUUUUUUAUAAAAAUACAAAAAAUAAAUGGGACAAAUAUACAAUCAAAACUAAAAGACUGUCUUUCAUAUACAUCUUUAUUAAGCACUAACAUAAAAAAGACAUUGAGUAAGGCAGUUUUUACACCAGUUUGGUAGGUUUUGUUGAGUUUUUGCACUUGGUCGGAAGACCAUCAAACAUUACUGCAUUAGAAAUAUGUUUCCUAAUGUCUGGAUAUAUAGCCACAAAUGAAAUGAUUAAAAUCUAAAAUAG
Molecule: messenger RNA, 14679 nt
Organism: Osmerus eperlanus (European smelt)
Lineage: Eukaryota; Metazoa; Chordata; Actinopteri; Osmeriformes; Osmeridae
Gene: hmcn1
Product: hemicentin 1
Biological process (GO): homophilic cell-cell adhesion; synapse organization
Cellular component (GO): plasma membrane; axon; neuronal cell body
Molecular function (GO): axon guidance receptor activity; calcium ion binding
Source: RefSeq, a predicted model, not a curated record